UGUCAAUCUUGUGUCAAACUAAAAUCUAAAAUUAUUUUUUCUUACUUCUAACUUUUAAGUAAAUCUAUUAAAUUAUUGAAUUGUUAUUUCUGAUAGAAUUAGAUUUUAAUAUUUAAUAACGACUAUCGACAAGUCGACAGUAAUGUAUUUAGGCAACAGGUCCGAUGAAUACUUGCUUUUGCCUAUUGGCAUCAUAAUUAUUACAAUGUAAACAAUGAGUUACGCAUAAAACGCGUCUACAGUUCUUAAAACACCGCAAAGUGAACAAAUCACUAUGCUAUUUAAAUUUAUGAGUCAGAGAUGCAUUUAACACAUUUCGGUAUUGGUUUGUGAUUUAGUGUCAAGGAGGAUCGGUGACUACAUCCUUAUCAACAUAACUGAAGUGUUAUCUAACUGCGGAGUUUAGAAUUUUAAAAACAAUACGAGAUCAUUCCUCACAUUAAAUCUCACAUCAUGGUGUCGCAAGCUCCGGACCCCCCACAGAGCAUGGGCUCAACCAACGUAGUGUUCAGAACAGAGACACGCUUUGACCCCUCCUACUUGAAAACACCUCCUGGGAUUAUUAAAGCUGUUGUCAUAGUCCUCAACCUUCUUGGCUUCAUUUGCAUACAAUCGUCGGCGUUCUGGUCGAACGCGCGCGGCGUGUUCUUCAACAUCGUGGCGCACCUGGGGCUGUGGUGGAGCCUGGCGCUGCUGCUGCUGUACCUGUUCCACCUGGUGGAGAAGUACCACAACUUCAUGUGGUUCAAGGUGGAGCUGAUCGCCAGCGGUGUGCUCGCGUUCUUGUACCUCAUAGCGUCCACCAUAGUCGUCGCGUUCGGGGCCGCCGCGUACUCCGCUGCUGGGUUCUUCGGCUACCUGGCGAUGGUGGUGUACGGCUGCGACGCGUUCCUCACGGCGCGCGCAGUGCAGGCGGGCGAGCUGGCGCAGGGCACGCGCGUGCCCGCCAAGCAGCUGCACGUCACCACGCCGCCCGCCAUGCCGUGAGCUGACGUGAGCUAGGGCUGACUACCAAACUAUCAUGUAUAGUAUUCUUCGGGUCUGCGUAUUAAAUAACUAUUGGAGGCUCACAUAGGGCUGCCACGAUUUCCUUAAAAAUAUACUAUUUGUGCACAUUAUAUGCACAAACACUAUAUUAUUUGAAGAAAUGUUGGCAACCCUAUGUCGGCCGCAACAGAUUCUACUCUUCAUUACAGUCUAUAUAAUUAUCUCCUCUAAAACCACUAUUAUAAAAAAACGCUCAAAAAAAUUUGAAAAUGAUUUAUAUAGACUGAACAAUCAGUAAGAGACAGAAAGUCCUUUCUAGUAUUUUUUACACAAUAUAAUGAAAUCUAGACACAGCAGUGUUUGAACCAAGUUCAGAAACAACAUAAUAUAUAACUUAUUACUAUGUAAAUUUUGUAAAAAUGUACAUAAUAUGUUUAUACUUUAUUUAUAUCGCUUGAUAUCAAGUUUCUGUAACUGAAGUUAUUUACACCUAUGAAGUUUUUUAAUGACUUACUCUGAAAGGUUCUGGAUCUAUAAUCAUUGUAAAAUAAAAUCUAAUGCAUUUAAAAAAUUAUUACGGCCGUAAUUAUAAACUUUAAUUGAGUUUAAGUGACUUUUUUUUCCGAGCAAAUUGGGCCAUGUUUAUUAGUUCACUGAGUUUUAUUUCAAUCUUGUUGAACAACUUAACUGAAUUAAUGUUUAUAAUAUCAUUAAAAUAUUAUAAUGGCUGUUAAUAUAUUGUAAUUUUGCUAAGAUAUAUUUUCUAGUCUUUAUCAAUCUAUAAAGUUUAUCAAAUUCUGUACAUACUUUCUAUUACAGUGAGAUGUUAUGACCAAGGCUCUUUAUAUAACUGAUGUAAACAAAUGAGUUGAUCUUGUGUAAAAUUGCACUUCACUGUCUGUUCGGUAGAACCGUAAAAAACAACAAACGAAAUGCUCUAAACUUGUGCUCAUCUGAUCUUUAUUGAUAAUUAGUAUUUUAAUGUGAAUAUUUAAACUCGAAUAUCUAUAUAGUGUACGUAGUAGCAUCUCACUGACUUUGAUAUUUACAAUUUCUUAAUGCGCUUUAAAAAUGUAUUUAAUCGUUGAAUAGCACUUUAUUAAUUAUAUCGUUGUACCGCCUUUUUAUAUAACUUUACGAACUUGGGAAAGCAAAGAUUAGUUGUAAGCUCAAUAUAGUAUUUAAGCCCACCUCACGCGUACCUCGGUGUGUACUUACUAAUAAUUUGAUUAUUAUUAAUUAUCGAGGCGCACGGCAGUGCCGCACGCCAAGUUCAUUCCCAACAAAUGUACAAAAGUGGCUUCGUUCAGAACCUCAAUAUGUCAAGGUGAAGUAAAGAGACCGGACUCAUCACCGGGAGAUCGUGGUUUGAGGGAAUCAGAAUAUUGGUCAUGUUAAAAAGUAUAUUUGCCAUAUAUUUUUAUUAAAUAAAUGUUUCACAAAUGAAAUAUCAAUUGGAUAUAUCAAUAUCAGAUGUUGUUUAAAUAUAUAAAAAAAAAAUGUAUUAUUAAAUCGAUUGUGGUAUUUGUAAAUAUUUAAAUAGACAUAAUGCAUACUUAUACAUAUAUGUUAUUGAGGACCACAGGAGGACUUACUUGAAAAGUAUAUACAUACACAUUUAUUUUUAAAUUGACAUAGUUGGUUUUUAACUUGGAUAUCAUGUACCUAAAUGAUCGAAUAUUUUAAGUUUGUCACAGAUAAAAAUAAUUAGGUACAAGUUGUACAUAAAUUACAAAUAGAUUAAUUUUGAAAACCGUUUAAACCAGAUUUGUUUGUGUCGAGCGAUGUUCAACAUUAUGUAAAGAACUAUAUUUGUCUAAAUUUUAAAAUUAUAUUUUAUAUGAGAUAUAUACGUUAUUAGCACGCCCAAUAAUGGGGCAUCAAAUAGAUACAAAUAGCCUGUCCGGUCGUAGGAAUAAACGGCGCUAUAGCUUGGCAAAUUCGUUCGUAACACUCCCGAUGGUCCACGAGGGCUGGGGGGCGGGUAGCGAUGAAUGAUAAACCUACAACUGAUGCACACCACUUCCAGCCUCUGCCCCGCGCGCACGACUUCACACCCGCGCAGUCCUUCCCUCCCCGUCGCCCGCAUAUCACGGAAGUGUCAUUAACGAACUUACCAAGCUUUAGCAAUGUAGUGAAAUGUCCAUGAUGCGGUGUCUACCCAUAGGCCAAGAUGCCUCAGCCUCGAAGGGAUCCUGAAAGAAAUCACCGGGAGAAUGUUUCCUCUGUGUCUUAACCAGGCAAGGAGGCAAAGCCUCUUGGCCUAUACUCUCACUUCAGUGUUUUUGUAGGCCUAUAACAUAUCGCAUCUUAAAUAUCAUAGCUUUCCAUGGCAUGUGGUUAUCUAGAUCCACCAACAAAUUGGUCAAGCUAUUGGCCAAUUUGUUGGCGAAGGUGAAGAGCGAGAAUAUGCUUAUAGUCUAGCAAAUUCGUUGAUAACACUCCCAUGAUAUGCGGACGACGGGCGGAAAGACUGCGCGGGUGUGAAAUCGUGCGUGCGGGGAAGUGACGAGCAUCAGUUGUGGGGUUUUCAUUCAUCGCUACACAUCCCCUCGCCCCGCGCGCAACAUCGGGAGUGUUACGAACGAAGUUGCCAAGCUAUAGCUCCGCAUGUCAAGUGUCACAAAUAUUUUCAUGUAUGUU
This is a messenger RNA of Bicyclus anynana (squinting bush brown), 3630 nucleotides long. RefSeq names its product CKLF-like MARVEL transmembrane domain-containing protein 4. Gene Ontology annotation, cellular component: membrane. Lineage: Eukaryota; Metazoa; Arthropoda; Insecta; Lepidoptera; Nymphalidae. The coding region runs from base 454 to 987 and encodes 177 amino acids. The record is from RefSeq and is a predicted model, not a curated record. The transcript is spliced from 4 exons.